AUGCCUUUUUCUAAACAACCAUCAUCACUACGAUCAAAAUGGUGCAGUCUAAAGUCUCGUUUCUCUGCUGACCCACUUACCAUAUCCACAAAACGACGAACAUCAGACUGUAGCUGCUGUUCAAACCAAUCAUCAACCUCUUCCGCAUCAACCUACCUACCAACACCCACAGACUCACCACAAACAGAACACUCACACACCCAUAAACGUAAAUUGAGUGAUUCACUUACACUCAUGUCUGACCACAGCACAAAGGCAGAGCGUCUGUUCUCCAGUAUCCCAAACCUCUUUAGACGACCCAAUUCACUUCCACCAUCACCCACACUAGACAUUGCCAAAGAAACGGCUGGUGUAAACGAAUUAUAUGCCUAUGCUCUUGAUGAGAUCAAUUAUGCUAGAGAUUCUGUUGGAUCACCUUAUUAUCCUGGAGAUUUAGAGACAACACGAGAGGCAAUCGAUAACUACAACCGUGCAUUCGAUACCCUAGUCCAACAGACCACAGAUAUGUGGUUCCGUAAUUAUAUUGAAUCACAAUUACGUCCUCGACUUGACUAUCUCGAACGAACAUAUAACUCGCUUCCCGACUCGAUCAAUGAAGAAGACUCGAUCGAACCAUCAUACUCAUACUACACCACCGCCAUAGACCUCUAUUAG
This is a messenger RNA of Phycomyces blakesleeanus NRRL 1555(-), 654 nucleotides long. RefSeq lists its product as hypothetical. The coding region runs from base 1 to 654 and encodes 217 amino acids. The transcript is spliced from 2 exons. The record is from RefSeq and is a predicted model, not a curated record. NCBI's taxonomy places the organism in Eukaryota, Fungi, Mucoromycota, Mucoromycetes, Mucorales, Phycomycetaceae.